Dibothriocephalus latus is the source of this 597-nucleotide messenger RNA. NCBI's taxonomy places the organism in Eukaryota, Metazoa, Platyhelminthes, Cestoda, Diphyllobothriidea, Diphyllobothriidae. The record is from the annotation of a GenBank genome assembly.
UUGCGAGCCGUUUAUUUUUCUGAUCUUCCUUGCCUUCCAGGUGGUUGUUUCAGCGGCCAGCGGGUCCGGGCCGUGAUCGGCGGCUGGGCCUGGGCCUGGGCUUGCCUCAACCAUGUGCAAACCCUUUCCCUCGAAGUCAUGACCCUCAAUCCUACAUGCAGGCAUGUGGAAACUACUGAGGGUGUGCCACUCACGGUGACAGGUGUCGCCCAAGUGAAAGUACUGGCUGAUCCGGAAUUUCUAACCAGAGCAUGCGAACAGUUCCUCGAAUUGAGCAUCGAUCGCAUCAAAAACACCAUCCUUCAGACUUUAGAGGGUCAUUUGAGGGCUAUCCUCGGUACUCUAACGGUUGAAGCUGUCUACAAGGACAGGGAUCAAUUUGCCACACUAGUGCGCGAGGUCGCUGCGCCCGAUGUGGGCCGAAUGGGCAUAGAAAUUCUUAGCUUCACCAUAAAGGACGUCUUCGAUGACGUCUCCUAUCUGGACUCCCUUGGCCGUCCGCAGGUCAGCCUCGUCAAACGAGAUGCCGAAAUUGGGGUGGCUGAAGCCGAGAGGGACGCUGGAAUUAGGGUCAGUCUUUUUUUUGCUUUCCGCUGA